CCAUCCCGCCCAUAUAACCUUCGUGUUUUAUUGGUUUUGCUGAUAAACAGUAAAAAUAUAAACAGAAAUUAAAAUAAUUAAUGUUAUUUCACUUAAAAUGAGUGUUGAAUUAACAGUAGAGACUGUGAGAUUGAUAUUGAAGAAGACAAUUGAUGAGCUGCAAACGGCAGAGAAUGUUGCAAAAUUGGAAGAAGCAAAGAGCACAGUGGGCAAUGAAAUGCUUAAGAUGAUGCAGUUACUGUUUCCUAUAGUAAUGCAAAUUCAGAUUGAUUCAUUAAAGCAGUUUGGUUACCCGGAGGGAAGGGAGACAACUAUUAAAUUUGCACAAGUGCUAAGGAACAUGGAAAGAGUGGAUCCAGAGAUUGCAAGGCUACAUAGUCUCAUAAAGGCAUACUACUUGCCUUCAGUUUCUGUAAAUGCAGCCAAUGAAACCUCAACUGUUGAAGACAGACUGAAUUGAAGAAAUAUCUAAUAUUAACUAAGCUUUACUCAAUAGUGAACUACUUGUGAAUACACAGAAAGACUGUAGUCAUAACAGAUAUAUUAUUAAUUAUAUAUGUAAUAAUAAAAAUGAAUAAAAGUGGUAAUGAAA
Messenger RNA from Nicrophorus vespilloides, 592 nucleotides. RefSeq names its product protein C10. Gene Ontology annotation, biological process: post-embryonic development. The coding region runs from base 98 to 460 and encodes 120 amino acids. NCBI's taxonomy places the organism in Eukaryota, Metazoa, Arthropoda, Insecta, Coleoptera, Silphidae. The transcript has a single exon. The record is from RefSeq and is a predicted model, not a curated record.